AUGCAGUUAAAACAAAGCGGGACUUUUGCUGUUAGAGUUCUAAUAAUUAUAUGCCUUCAGACCUACGCCUCACAUGCCUAUCAAACUCUACUCGAUGGUCUACAAUUGGGUUUAACUAAUUUUCAACAAGAACUUCUAAGGCCCUCAAUUCCCCGCAAUAAUGAGGUCUUUGAUUUUAUUGUGGUGGGUGCCGGUACAGCGGGCAGUGUAGUGGCCAAUCGUUUAUCGGAGAAUCCCAACUGGAGUGUGGCCUUAAUAGAGGCUGGUGGCACGGAAAAUAUUUUUAAUUUAUUACCCGUUCUUUGCGGUUAUAUGCAGGUCACUAAUGCUAUUUGGAACUAUAGAACGGUGCCACAGAAACGUGCCUGCUUUGGCAUGAAUAAUAAUGAGUGUCUACAUCCUCGUGGUAAAAUUAUGGGUGGCACUAGUUCUAUUAAUUUUAUGAUCUAUAAUCGUGGUAAUCGUCGUGAUUUUGAUAGUUGGGCUGAGGCUGGUAACUAUGGUUGGUCUUACAAGGAUGUUUUACCCUAUUUUCUUAAAUCGGAAAUGGCCAACUUAGAGGGUUUAGAAUUUACUCCUUAUCACAAUCAAAGUGGUCCUUUAAGUGUGGAAUAUGUACAGUAUCGUACACAAAUAGUUCAUGCUUUCAUAGAAGGUGCUCAACAGGCUGGACAUUCAUAUACCGAUUAUAAUGGUGAAUCUCAAUUGGGUGUUUCAUAUGUACAAGCCAAUACUAGAGGCGGUCGUCGCCACAGUGCCUAUCGUGCCUUUAUAGAACCGAUUAUGUUUAAACGUCCAAACUUGAAAAUAUUUACUUUUUCCCGGGUGACCAAAGUUUUAAUAGAUCCUUCUACAAAAGCCGCCUAUGGCAUAGAGUUUAUAUAUCGUAAAAAACUUUAUACAUUUAAGGCCCGCAAGGAGGUUAUACUAUCGGCUGGUUCAUUUAACUCACCACAAAUUCUUAUGCUGUCGGGUGUAGGACCACAAGAUAAUCUAUCACGUUUGGGCAUAAAGAUCUUACAAGAAUUGCCUGUGGGUGUUAGAAUGUUUGAACAUGCUUCACAUUUUGGUCCCACAUUUCUAGUCAAUACCACCGAUCAGGCAUUAUUUACCACACGUUUUCGUCUAACCGAUGUUUUGGGUUUUUUGGCUGGCAGACCCGAUACCCGCUUGUCUACCCUAACAGGUGUCGAGGCUUUGACUUUUUUGAAAGUACCCGGCUCAACACUUCCUAAGGAUUGGCCUGAUUGUGAAAUUAUAUUUGCCAGCGGCAGUUUGGCUUCAGAUGAUGGUACUGCUUUGAAAAUUGGCGCCAAUAUCAAAGAUGAAAUCUAUGAUCGUGUCUAUAGGCCUUUAAUGCAGCGACAACAGGAUCAUUAUACUGUAUUAAUAAUGCCCUUUCAUCCCCGAUCGGUGGGUCGAGUAUGGUUGAAAAAUAAAAAUCCUUUACAAUGGCCCAUGAUUGAUGCGAAUUAUUUUGAUGAUCCUCGAGAUGUGGAAGUCAUGUUAGAGGGCAUUAAGGCAGCCAUACGUAUAGCCCAAACAACGGCCAUGCAAAGAAUAGGUACAAGACUCUUAGAUACACCUUUACCGGGCUGUGAAUCCUAUAAGUUUGCCUCGGAUGACUAUUGGCGUUGUUCGAUACGCACUAUGACUUAUACGUUGCAUCAUCAAGUGGCCACUUGUCGCAUGGGCCCGGCAACAGAUCCUACAGCUGUAGUAAGUCCAGAACUUAAGGUACAUGGUAUACGUAAGCUAAGAGUAGUGGAUGGUGGUAUUAUACCUUUCCCCCCAACGGCCCAUACAAAUGCUCCCACCUUUAUGAUUGGCGAAAAAGCAGCCGAUAUGAUAACAGCUGCCUGGGGAGAUUGA
Molecule: messenger RNA, 1872 nt
Organism: Lucilia cuprina (Australian sheep blowfly)
Lineage: Eukaryota; Metazoa; Arthropoda; Insecta; Diptera; Calliphoridae
Product: glucose dehydrogenase [FAD, quinone]-like
Exons: 2
Coding region: 1-1872 (623 amino acids)
Molecular function (GO): flavin adenine dinucleotide binding; oxidoreductase activity, acting on CH-OH group of donors
Source: RefSeq, a predicted model, not a curated record